UAACAGUUAUUUACUCCGCGGCCUUUGCUCAGGCGAAUCCACUGUACGAAAAAAAACACAGCUAAAAUAAUAACAUCAUACAACAUGAUUUUGAGGGCGUCUUUUGGUUUUCUGUGUUUUGUGCUCGUUUCUUGCAAUUUCGUGUAUGGAAAGUUGGCACCCGACUACAUCCACCCGUGUAAUGCAACAACUAGCGCAUGUCUUAUAAAAGCAACGCAAGACGCUAUCCCGGAGUUUGUGAAAGGUAUUCCGAACCUCGGCGUACCUUCCCUAGAUCCUUUUGUGAUCGAAAAGCUGGCGAUACCGCUCAACGGGCUCAAAGUAACGUUUUACAAGGGAAAAGUAUCAGGCUUCAGGAAAUGCAUAGUGGAUAAUGUUAUAUCAGAAUUGGAAAAACGUCACUUCGUAUUGGAAUUUCACUGCAAUCUUACCAUCAAGGGUCAAUACGAUGCAGUUGGCAGAAUUCUACUGUUCCCUAUCAACGGAGAAGGAGACGCGAAAGUUAAACUAACAAAUCUUCGAAUGAAACUGGACAUCAACACGAAAUACGUCAAAGACAAACAAGGUAUAGACUACUUCUCCAUCAAGAACUACAAAUACUCCUUCGAUUACGGUGACCACGUGUAUUUUGACCUACAGAAUCUCUUCAAAGAAAGCAAACAGCUAAGUGAAACAGUAUUAAACUUCCUUAAUGAUAAUUGGAAGACCGUCGCCGAAGAAUUCGGGAAACCUAUCGUAGAUUAUGCAGUAGAUUUAGCAAUAAGGACAGUAGAGAAGUUCUUUGAUAAGGUUCCCUACGACGAAUUAAUAUACGUUCCUUUGCCGGUGUAAACAUUAAUAAAAACCAGCUGUAACAUGGACGUAUAAAUUAUAAAACGCUACAUAACAUGGAUUUAUUUUUAAUUUUACAAUCUAAGCAUUUUAUAAAACGAACAAAGUUGAUUUUGAUGUGAAAUGUGUGAUUGAUGAAUAGAUAUCCGAGUUUUUAAGGUAGAUUAUGUACCGUUUUAUAAUCUAUAUCUAUAUGUAGUUUUAAAGUUUUUUAUCUUAUCUCAUAACAAUAAAAAAAAUCAGUAAAUGAAAACAAUUAAAAUGUGUGCAUAUAUUUUGAGUGUAAUACAAGUUACGGCAAUCUUUUAAAUUCUUAUUUUUAAAUAUGCAUACGUUAGUAAGCGUAACGAAUACUGUUCUUCAUAUUAUGUGUAGGAACGUAAACAAAAGAAAAUAAAGUGAAAAUUUUCAAUUUAAUGGAAUAAAAAAAAGUUCUUGUGAGGAAGGUUUUAUUAUAAUGUAAUUUUAAUACAAUAUGCACAUGAAUCAUCUAUUAAUGUAAUGUUUUCAACUUCAUGUUUAAAUAUUUAUGAUAUGAGUGUAGAUAAAAAUGUUUGUCAGACAUUUAAUAAUAAAAAGUUAAUAAAAUUAUGUCCAAGAUAGCCGACAUUCGGACCUUGGAACUGAAAUCGCGGCCAGGGUAUUCUGCCAAUUGAGCAAUAUAUAAUCCGACUCCCAAGGCGUCGAGAUUCGUGAUAUAAAUUAGUAUAAACUAAAUUAAUGUAAUGUACAAUUAGUUAUAAUUAAAUGUAGCAUUUAAUGUUCCUAA
Molecule: messenger RNA, 1600 nt
Organism: Bicyclus anynana (squinting bush brown)
Lineage: Eukaryota; Metazoa; Arthropoda; Insecta; Lepidoptera; Nymphalidae
Product: circadian clock-controlled protein daywake-like
Exons: 5
Coding region: 85-831 (248 amino acids)
Source: RefSeq, a predicted model, not a curated record